CCAAAGCAACGAUGCAAGGGUAGAUCAAGCACUUUGGCCUCAAUUUCUUGGUCCUUUGACCUCAACUUCUAUCGAUCUAGACAGGAUCAUUGUACCUCUGUCCAUAUCCACGGAGUGUAGUCACCAUCAUGUCUACGGCGAAUUUCCUCGAUCAGCACUUCUCCGACUCAGAGGAUGAGGGUGAUUUCAACCCGGCGCCCGCUGAUUUGUCUGAUGAGGAGGGCGCAGACAACGACAAUAGUUCGCCAGCGCCACCGAAGAAUCGAGGGAGCUCAGUGAGCAACAGGCAGCAAGAAGAUAGUGACGAAGAGACAUCGCCUGCGCGAAAGUCUAAAUCGCGCAGUCGAACUCCGGGGGAGCGCGGUGAUGACAAUAACGAUGAAGACAGUGGCGCUGGACAGGACGACGAAGAUGAGGAAGAAGACGAGGAUGAAGAAGAGGAAGAGGUCACAGGUCACCGAAGAAAACGCAGAAGGGAACGGCGCAACCAGUUCCUCGAUGUAGAGGCCGAAGUGGACGAAAGUGAAGACGAAAACGAUGACGACGAUGACGAGCUGAACGAACUCAAAGACAACUUCAUCGCUGAUACACACCCCGACGAUGCCUUUGACCUCCCAGCUGGUGGCGAUGCCGACGACAGGCGCCACCGUGAGCUCGAUAGGAGACGAGAGAUGGAAUCCAGUCUCGACGCGGAGAAACAGGCUGAGAUUCUGCGACAACGUUACGCCAAGACCAGGAGUGCGAAGCUCGGUGGGGAUUCAGCGGUCGUUCCAAAGCGAUUGCUGCUUCCCAGUGUCGACGAUCCAAGCAUCUGGGCUGUGAAGUGUAAAGAAGGCAAAGAGCGCGAAGUCGUAUUUUCGAUUACGAAGCGCCUAGAGGAGCGAUUCGGCACGAAAGAUGAGCUCUCUAUUAUAUCCGCUUUUGAGCGCGCAAACGCAGCGGCGCCCAUCAAAGGAUACAUUUACGUCGAAGCUCAGCGCCAGGCAGAGAUUGAAUCUGCUCUCGAUGGCCUCAUGAAUGUCUAUCCCCGGACGAAGAUGCUACUGGUGGAGAUCAAAGAGAUGCCGGAUUUGUUGAGAGUGUCAAAGACCGCCCCGCUGGAGCCGGGUGCAUAUGUACGCCUCAAGCGACCAGCAAAGUACGCCGGAGACCUUGCGCAGGUUGUCGAUGUCACAGAAAACGGCUUAGAAGUGAGGGUCAGAUUCGUGCCACGCCUUGACUACGGUCUACAUGAGGAUAUGAACACUCCUGGUCUCGAUGCGCAAGGCAAGCGAAAGCGUGCCAACGCUGGCCCAAGGCCGCCACCAAGGCUAUUCAGCGAUGUCGAAGCAAAGAAGCGACAUGCCAGAUACCUCACCGGCAACCCACAGACGAAAAUUUGGAACUAUAUGGGCGACGAAUAUAAUAAUGGAUACUGUGAGAAGGAUGUUAAAAUCCAGCAGAUCCAGGUUAAAGAUGUGAACCCAACGCUUGAAGAAGUCACAAGAUUCGCAUCUGGUGCAGAUGAUGGCACGGAGAAUCUUGACCUGAAUGCCCUGGCAGCAAGCUUGAAAGCUAGUACCGCAAACGCGUCCUACCUCCCUGGCGAUAUCAUCGAGGUUUACGAGGGCGAGCAGAAGGGUGUUUUUGGUAAGGCGAUAGCAAUUCAGGCCGAUAUCGUUACCAUGGCUGUAACGGAUGGAGUACUCAAGGGCCAAACAAUCGAGGUACCAACCAAGGGCCUCAGGAAGAGGUUUAGGCAGGGAGAUCACGUCAAGGUUAUUGGCGGAAGUCGCUUCCGGGAUGAAGUGGGCAUGGUCGUUAAGAUCGUCCAGGACCGAGUUACGCUCUUAACCGACCAAGGCAACAACGAAGUUACGGUUUUCAGCAAAGACUUGCGAGAGUCUAGCGAUUCCGGCGGUGCUGGUUCAUUGGGUCAAUUUGAACUUUGGGACCUUGUUCAGCUUGACCCAGCCACCGUCGCCUGUAUCAUCAAGGUUGACAGGGAGUCUCUGACUGUACUUGACCAAAACGAGCAGACCAGAACCGUUAUGCCGUCACAGAUUGCGAAUAAAUUGGAACGCCGAAAAUUUGCCGUUGCCACUGAUCGCAACGGAUCUGAAGUCCGCACCGAUGAUGUUGUCAAGGAGAUUGGCGAUGGUGGCAGGCAAGGAAAGAUCAUGCACAUCCACAGAUCGUUCCUCUUCCUCCACCACAGCGCGGAGCAGAACGAGAAUGCCGGAGUGUUCGUGGUGCGCACGACCAAUAUCGCAACUAUCUCUGCAACUGGGGGCAGGAUUAUUGCGUCGGCUGGUCCAGAUCUUUCGUCUAUGAACCCCGCUAUAAAACUAAACCCGCAGGGUGGAAAUAUGGACAUGCCUCCGCCCAAAUUUGUUGGCAGAGACAGAUCAAUUGGCCAAACUGUCACUAUCAAGAAGGGUCCAUACAAAGGACUUCUGGGUAUUGUCAAGGAGACCACAGACACGACUGCACGUGUCGAACUCCAUACCAAGAGCAAGACAGUCAAUGUACCAAAGGAUGCCCUUGCGUUCAAGGAUCCAAGGACCGGUAAUACGAUCGACCCAAAUUCACGAGGUGGGUACCGCGGCGGCGGCGGUGGAUCAAGAGGAGGGCGUGGAGGCUUUGGCGGUGCUACUCCUUCUGGGAACGGCUGGGAUGGUGGUCGUACACCCGGUGGGGCGGGCGGCAGCGACCGCACCCCUGCAUGGGGACGAGCCGCAGCAUCGAAUGGUGGUGGUCGAACUCCAGCAUGGAAGGCAGCUGCAGACGCUGGUGGACGGACCCCAGCAUGGCAAGACGGCUCGCGCACUGUCGCAUAUGGAGCUGGAAACCGCACUCCCGCAUGGCAAGCUGGCGGGAAGACACCCGCCUACGGAGGUUUCGGCUCAGGCUCAGACGGUUUCGCAGCCGGUUCCAAGACGCCCGCCUAUGGUAGUGGUGGCAGCGAUGCCUGGGGCUCUGGUUCCAAAACGCCAGCGUACUCCUCGAACGAGCCCAGCAAUACAAGCUCUUGGGGCGCAAACUCGUAUGAUGCUCCGACUCCGGGCGCGCAAGUCACGGCCCCGACGCCUGGUGGCUUAAAUGCGCCGACUCCGGGCGCGUAUAGUGCGCCUACGCCGGGUGCGAGUGGCGCUGCCAGUGCGCCGACACCUGCAGGGUGGGGAGGCGGAGGAUGGGGCGGAGCGCCGGAGAAUGCACCAACUCCUGGAGCAUUGGCCGCGCCGACGCCGGGUGGAUGGGGAGCGCCAACGCCUGGUGAAUGGGGGGCGGAUGGUGGUAAUGAGGAUGGGCCGAGGUAUACUGACGAGUGAGGCGUCCGGUGCAGUGCUAUGAUAUGGGAGGGUAAGGCCGAGCUGUCAGGCUGUCGGGGAUUUAAAUCUAAAGAGGUUCUAGGCGGAUCUUGAGAAUGGGGACUUGGUUUGUACAUGUAUUAUAGAGAUCGGGAGUUAUACAAAAUGCAGUCGGGCAUCAUUGCUGGCG
Pseudogymnoascus destructans is the source of this 3480-nucleotide messenger RNA. It is a transcript of the gene SPT5, whose product is annotated as transcription elongation factor. The coding region runs from base 129 to 3311 and encodes 1060 amino acids. The transcript is spliced from 3 exons. NCBI's taxonomy places the organism in Eukaryota, Fungi, Ascomycota, Leotiomycetes, Thelebolales, Thelebolaceae. Gene Ontology annotation, molecular function: protein binding; mRNA binding. The record is from RefSeq and is a predicted model, not a curated record. Gene Ontology annotation, biological process: regulation of transcription by RNA polymerase II; transcription elongation-coupled chromatin remodeling; regulation of DNA-templated transcription elongation. Gene Ontology annotation, cellular component: DSIF complex.